Molecule: messenger RNA, 795 nt
Organism: Humulus lupulus (European hop)
Lineage: Eukaryota; Viridiplantae; Streptophyta; Magnoliopsida; Rosales; Cannabaceae
Product: actin-related protein 8-like
Exons: 8
Coding region: 1-795 (264 amino acids)
Source: RefSeq, a predicted model, not a curated record
AUGGACAUUGUUAAGCGGAAUUCAGCUAAAGAAGAUUGGUGGGCUGGAUCAGCUCCUUUUGGACCUUUUAUAUAUACACCAUUCAACAAAGGAGAGCCAAAUAACAACAGUAAACAGGAGUUGAUUUGGGAUUUAUUAUUUUUGCCAUCUGUGCGCUCUGCUACUUUCUUGGAAUUUGGUAACAUUGAGUCUCCAAUGUAUACCAGACUUAGACAGUUUUUUUCCACUAUUUAUAGCAGGAUGCAGGUAAGAGCACCAUCACAGCCAGUGGUUGUGUCUAUACCAAUAUUGCAUUAUGAUGAUACUGAAUCUGCAAAAGCAUCAAGACGGCAACUCAAGGAAGCUAUAUAUACAGUAUUAUUUAACAUGAAUGUUCCUGCUGUUUGUGCAAUUAAUCAGGCAACUUUAGCUUUGUAUGCUGCUAGAAGAACUUCAGGAAUUGUUGUAAAUAUUGGGUUUCAAGUCACAUCAGUUGUUCCAAUUUUACAUGGUAAAGUAAUGCGCAAAGUGGGUGUGGAGGUUGUGGGACUAGGAGCACUAAAACUUACCGAGUUUCUUAAGGAGUUGAUGCAGCAAAACAAUAUUAGUUUUGAAUCGCUGUACACCGUUCGCACUUUGAAAGAGAAUCUCUGUUAUGUUGCCUAUGAUUAUGAGGCUGAGCUACUCAAAGAUACACGAGCAUCAUCUGACGCAGCAGGAGAAGGUCAGUUCACUCUUUCAAAAGAGCGGUUUCAAACAGGAGAAAUCUCUGUUAUGUUGCCUAUGAUUAUUCUUCUGCAAAUUUGGUACAGCUAA